AUGGGAAACACAACAAGUGCGGUCCUGGACCAAAUUGUCCAGACCACCAACUUCGAUCGCGAUGAGGUGGAGCGCCUACGAAAGCGGUUUAUGAAGCUGGACAAGGACAACUCCGGAACGAUAGAGCGCGACGAGUUUCUGAGCCUGCCACAGAUCGCCUCGAAUCCACUAGCAACAAGGAUGAUCGCCAUCUUCGACGAGGACGGUGGAGGCACAGUCGAUUUCCAGGAGUUUGUUGCCGGCCUAAGCGCGUUCUCUUCCAAGGGCAACAAGGAGCAGAAGCUGCGAUUUGCGUUCAAGGUCUACGACAUUGACCGCGAUGGUUAUAUCAGCAACGGUGAGCUGUUCGUGGUGCUCAAGAUGAUGGUCGGCAACAACCUCAAAGACCAGCAGCUGCAGCAGAUUGUCGACAAGACGAUCAUGGAGGCCGAUCUCGACCAGGACGGCAAGAUCAGCUUCGAGGAGUUCACCAAAAUGGUCGAGAACACGGACGUCAGCAUAAGCAUGACGCUUGACCAGUUUUAA
This is a messenger RNA of Sporothrix brasiliensis 5110, 525 nucleotides long. Its product is annotated as protein phosphatase 3, regulatory subunit. Gene Ontology annotation, molecular function: calcium ion binding; calcium-dependent protein serine/threonine phosphatase regulator activity. The coding region runs from base 1 to 525 and encodes 174 amino acids. The transcript has 5 exons. NCBI's taxonomy places the organism in Eukaryota, Fungi, Ascomycota, Sordariomycetes, Ophiostomatales, Ophiostomataceae. The record is from RefSeq and is a predicted model, not a curated record.